AUGGCGGUAGCUGUCCCGAGCAGAAGGCUCGAGGCGCUCGGUGAUCGGGCUCUUGCUGUGUGCGCCGCCGGGGUGCGAGGUGAUGGGACUUCUGGUUCCGGGGCCCUUCAGAACUGGUUUAUAGGGAUGAGAUGUAUGUUCAAUCCAGGUGUUCUCAUAAAGUUAAGGGAUGAAAUGAGCCGUGGCACGACCCGUGACAGAGUCAAGACUCAGUCUCAACAAUGCGGUCAAGCCCGUAAUUCCGUAUAUGCCAAUGACAAUAGCAUUAAAGUGAAUUUCAAUGGCGAAGCAAUGCUGAAGGUGGAGUCGUCUAAAGGGGGAAAAAGGGCGAUGGUUGUGGUUGAAUCAGGCCUUGAAUCUAAGGAUGCUCUGCAUUGGGCACUUUCUCACGCUGUUCAGAGUCAUGACACCAUUGUCCUCCUUCAUGUGACUAAACCCUCCAAACAAGGUGCAACCUGUACGACCAACAGGGCUUAUGAACUUCUUUGCUCCAUGAAAGAACUGUGCGAAACGAGAAGGCUUGAGGUACAAGUUGAGAUAGCAGUGGUGGAAGGAAAAGGAAAAGAGAAAGGUCCAAGAAUAGUGAAAGAGGCAAAGCAGCAGAGGGUUUCACUGUUGGUUUUAGGGCAAAAAAAGCAAUCAAUGGUACAACGACUGUGGACGGUGUGUAGAGGAAGAAGAACCCGCAGUAGGGUUGUGGAGCAUUGCAUCCAGAACGCCAACUGCAUAACGAUUGCAGUGAGGAGGAAGAGCAGGAAAUAUGGUGGGUACAUAAUCACCACCGAGCAGCACAAGAACUUUUGGCUUUUGGCUUAG
Rhododendron vialii is the source of this 816-nucleotide messenger RNA. RefSeq lists its product as uncharacterized. Bases 1 to 816 code for a protein of 271 amino acids. The transcript has 6 exons. NCBI's taxonomy places the organism in Eukaryota, Viridiplantae, Streptophyta, Magnoliopsida, Ericales, Ericaceae. The record is from RefSeq and is a predicted model, not a curated record.